AUGUCCCGCAGCAUGGAGCCGGUUCCAAAGCUGCUGGCUGCACUUGUUUUGCUGGCACUGUGCAUGGAGUCCUGCUCCAGCCAGCACUGGUCCUAUGGAUUGCGCCCCGGAGGGAAGAGAAAUGCAGAGAACUUGCUGGAUUCUUUCCAAGAGAUAGCCAAAGAGGUAGAUCAACUGGUAGAACCCCAGCGCUUCGAAUGCAACGUCCACCAGACUCAUUCUCCCCUGAGGGACCUGCGUGCUGCUCUGCAAAGUCUGAUUGAAGAGGAAACAGGGCAGAAGAUGUAAGUCCAUCUGCUGGAGUCUCCUCAACUC
Messenger RNA from Dipodomys ordii (Ord's kangaroo rat), 315 nucleotides. RefSeq names its product gonadotropin-releasing hormone 1 (luteinizing-releasing hormone) (gene Gnrh1). The transcript has 3 exons. The coding region runs from base 1 to 288 and encodes 95 amino acids. Gene Ontology annotation, biological process: multicellular organism development. The record is from RefSeq and is a predicted model, not a curated record. Gene Ontology annotation, cellular component: extracellular region. Lineage: Eukaryota; Metazoa; Chordata; Mammalia; Rodentia; Heteromyidae. Gene Ontology annotation, molecular function: gonadotropin hormone-releasing hormone activity.